Scheffersomyces stipitis CBS 6054 is the source of this 891-nucleotide messenger RNA. RefSeq names its product hydroxyacyl-thioester dehydratase. The transcript has a single exon. The record is from RefSeq and is a predicted model, not a curated record. NCBI's taxonomy places the organism in Eukaryota, Fungi, Ascomycota, Pichiomycetes, Serinales, Debaryomycetaceae. Gene Ontology annotation, cellular component: mitochondrion. The coding region runs from base 1 to 891 and encodes 296 amino acids. Gene Ontology annotation, molecular function: (3R)-hydroxyacyl-[acyl-carrier-protein] dehydratase activity.
AUGGAGAUUCUAGGCAAAAAUGUCGCUGAAUGGGGUAUAGCGAUCAAACAGAAACAAUGGUUCAUUCCAGACACCUUGUCAGUGGGAUUGUCCAAUCACUUGAUAGAUCUCUUGAAUAAAGUGCUACCCGAAAACCUAUACCAACCUAGACUCGAAAUAGACGAUGGCAUGUUAGGUGUCAUGUAUGGGAAUGGAUUCCAUUUUCUCUACAAUAACCAGGCAAAUAACAACUUGGGUUCGGACGGGUAUGACAAUUAUCAGGCUCCAACUUCUCAAGGUAAUCAAUUGUAUUCUAGACGGUUGUGGGUUAAAGGCUCAAUCAAUUUUGGUGCGAAUAUAGUAAGAGCAUCGGAUCAGCUCAAUUGUAUAGAAAAAAUCGACUCCGUUCGAAGAUUGGGAUUGUCAACGUUUGUUAAUAUCAAUAGAGAUGUGACUACGUCCACAAACGCCUCUGUGUUGAAGGAAGCAAGGACAUUACUCUACACCAAUGAACCUUACGAAUUUAAACCCAUGCGACAUAGCUUCCCAAAUUUCACGUUCACCCAAGAAGUGAAACUCACUUCUUCUGAUUUGCUCAAGUAUAGUAUGUUGACUUAUAACAUGCACAAAAUCCACAUUGACAAGGAGCAUUGUGAAACAGUAGAAAAUCUUCCCAAUGUCAUUGUCCAUGGGCCAUUCAUGGUUACAUUGCUUUUGUACUGGUUUCGGAAGCUUUAUCCUGAGGCUUCUAUAGAGCUGAUAAAUUACAAGAAUUUAGAACCCUGUUUUGUGGACGAACUGUUCACCUUGGCUAGUGUACAGAAAAGUGAAUAUGAACACAAUGUGUCCAUUGUCAAUGUCCAAUUGGGCAAGAAGUACUUCGACGGAGUAAUAAAAUUCAGGCAGAUGUGA